This is a messenger RNA of Drosophila ananassae, 1713 nucleotides long. RefSeq names its product lethal(2)neighbour of tid protein 2 (gene Alg3). The transcript is spliced from 2 exons. Bases 95 to 1615 code for a protein of 506 amino acids. Gene Ontology annotation, molecular function: dol-P-Man:Man(5)GlcNAc(2)-PP-Dol alpha-1,3-mannosyltransferase activity. Lineage: Eukaryota; Metazoa; Arthropoda; Insecta; Diptera; Drosophilidae. The record is from RefSeq and is a predicted model, not a curated record. Gene Ontology annotation, cellular component: endoplasmic reticulum.
ACACCUUGGCCAAAACAGCUGUUUGCCUCUUCCUCUUCCACUUACCGUGAAAUUUUGUGCUAAUUUUGUUUAAUUUUCGCCGGUUAUCACAUAAAUGGCACCCCCAAGGGCCACCAGUCACCGUCCGGCGGUGCGGCGACGAAAAUCCGUCACUUUUUUCCAGUCUCUGCUGGACAAAUAUCUAAACAUAAGGUUCUUCAAGUACCUGUUACUGGAACCGGCCGCUGUGCCCUUAGUUGGCAUUUUUAUUUUGCUGGCCGAGUCUGUUAUCAACCUGAUAGUUAUCCGGCAUGUUCCUUACACAGAAAUCGACUGGGUGGCCUAUAUGCAGGAGUGUGAGGGCUUCCUGAACGGCACCACCAACUACGCCUUGCUCCGAGGCGACACUGGUCCUCUGGUCUACCCGGCCGCCUUCGUAUACAUCUACUCUGCUCUCUACUUCGUGACCUCCCAAGGAGCUAAUGUUCGACUAGCCCAGUACAUCUUCGCCGGGAUCUACCUUCUUCAGCUGGCCUUGGUGCUGCGACUUUAUGCCAAGAGCAGGAAGGUGCCGCCCUACGUGCUGGUGCUCAGUGCCUUCACCUCCUACCGCAUCCACUCCAUCUAUGUCCUGCGGCUGUUCAACGACCCAGUGGCUGUGCUGUUGCUCUACGCCUCACUCAAUCUCUUCCUGGAUCGGCGAUGGUCCCUCGGCAGCGCCUUCUUCAGCCUGGCAGUCGGCGUGAAGAUGAAUAUCCUGCUCUACGCGCCGGCUUUAUUCCUCUUCUAUUUGGCCAACCUGGGAGUGGUAAAAACCUUUGUCCAACUGCUCAUCUGUGGAGUGAUUCAAGUGCUGCUAGGGGCUCCUUUCCUGCUCACCCAUCCGGUGGAAUAUCUCCGGGGAAGCUUCGAUUUGGGACGAAUCUUCGAACACAAGUGGACCGUCAACUAUAGGUUCCUAACGAGGGAGUUCUUCGAGAACAGGUCCUUCCACUUGUCGCUGUUGGGAUUGCAUCUACUGCUACUGCUGGUGUUCGCCAAGCCCACCUGGACGUUCUUCCAAAGCUAUGUGCGCCUGCGACGCGUAGAGGACCAGCUGCAGCCUCAAAUCGCCCAAAAGAACCGCGAGGUCAAGACGCAGAAGAAGGGCAAGAAGGUGGAGAAGGAACCGGAGCAGGAGAAGUUCAGCAACGAGCAAAAAUCCUUUCUGAAAGCCUUCGAAAAGAGUCUGCAGAAAGCUGCUGGAUCAAAGGCAACACCUACUCCUCCAAAUCGAUCCGAACCGGAACGUUAUGGCAUCCAUUUCGAUCGCUGUACCCAGCUGGCUCUCCUCCCAUUCUUCCUCAGCAAUCUGGUGGGCGUAGCCUGUGCCCGAUCUCUGCACUACCAGUUCUACGUGUGGUACUUCCACUCGCUGCCUUAUCUGGCCUGGUCCACGCCCUACUCCCUGGGCGUGAAGUGCCUCAUCCUGGGCCUCAUUGAGUACUGUUGGAACACCUAUCCCAGUACAUACUUUUCCAGUGGGGCACUGCACUUCUCCCACCUGCUGUUGCUCGGAGGUGUGGCCAAGCAACUCUUCCAAACGAUGCGACUGAAUAAUGCAGUGAAAAAGGAGCAACAGAAGAAGGUUCAGUAGAAGGACCAACCAAGUGCCACUUGAGAAUAUUUUGAAUAUGCCAAAAACAAAAAAAAAAAAAAAAAAAAUAAAAUAAAAAAUAAAGUUUCUUAAACUGA